Molecule: messenger RNA, 456 nt
Organism: Lactuca sativa (garden lettuce)
Lineage: Eukaryota; Viridiplantae; Streptophyta; Magnoliopsida; Asterales; Asteraceae
Source: RefSeq, a predicted model, not a curated record
AUGUCUCAUCUUCUGGCGGUCAAACAAAUAUUUCGAUACGUCAAAGGUACUAAGAGCCUCGGAAUUUGGUAUCCGGAAAAUGAAAGUUUCCUUCUUCAGAAAUACUCCGAUUCAAACUAUGUAGGUCUUCAAAUGGAUAGAAAAAGCACCUCAGGAGGUUGUCAAUUUUUGGGUGGAAGACUGAUUAGCUGGUCAUCUAAGAAACAAAAGUCCAUUGCUCUUUCAACAGCCAAAGCGGAAUACAAUGUUGCUGUUACUUUCAUUUCUCAAGUUCUUUGGAUGAAAUCUCAGCUUUAUGACUAUGAAAACAUUGAACUUAUUUUUGGUCCAUCUGACGAUGAAAUUGCUGAUGUUAUUACUAAGACAUUAGAUGAAACCAAAUUCAGUGGGUUUCUAAACAAAAUGGGUAUGAUGAUGCUUGAUCCUCAAUUCUUCCAAGAGGCUUUUACUCUCUGA